AUGAACGGAACAAAUAAGCGUCUUUAUACCAGAGAAAAUGAGUUUUGUUUACCAAGGUAUUUAAACACUGUUCAACCUUCCAAAUGGAGGGCAUUACGAAGCACAUGGCGAUUUAUUCAAAAUGCAAAGAAACAUGUCCGCCCUGUGGUGAGAUUCCGAAGGUUAGCCCGCCUAGCUGUUAUAUGUUGCAGACUCUGUCAGGAAAGUCGCGAAAGUGUAAAUGCGUCGAAGGCAGAGUAUUUAUCCGUGAUACAGGUAUCCCAGGACUACGCCCAGCUGGACAGAGGUGGACUUUUCUUCGAUCCUAGCGAGUUCAAAGCUAAUAAACAGAUCCGAAUGCCGCAGGAAGCUAAAAGGAUUCUGCAUGACAAUCCGCGCAAAAGAACAAAACAAGAGAUAGACUAUCUUCGUAUCGUAUUGAGAGGAAUCAAAGCGUUUGCAGAAUAUCCACAGAAAAUGCAGCGACAACUCUGUAAAGUUGGCUGGUUCGAAUCGUAUGAACCGCGUCGUGCAAUCAUUCGACAGGGACAUCGCCCUCAAUCAUUCUACUUCAUCCUCAACGGAACAGUAAUCGUUACGGCGUUUGAUAAGGACAAUGGCGGUACCAAGCUAUUAGUCAGUCUUCAUCGGGGGAUGUCCUUCGGGGAACUAGCUGUGAUCUCCCAGAGCAGGAGGCAAGCCACAGUUAGUACACAGACUGCUACAGAGCUGCUUUGUAUAUCUGGUGAAGAUUUCGAAGAUAUAUUUAUGGCGGGUGGUAAAAAGACGGUAACCGACCCCGAUCACAACACUUUCAUCCAGAAUAUACGGUUUCUGAAGAACUGGCCUGUCCAUCUACUUGCACAAAAUCCAAAUGCAUGCAUGUUCCAUUAUUUCAACCGUGGUCAAGUGCUUGUCCGUGACAGUAACCACUCAGAGUGGAUAUACAUUGUAAAAUCGGGAAGCUUAUCAGUAUUAAAGAAACUGAAAGAAGUGCUGCCACAAACAGAAGAUGAAAUCAUGGUAUCUGAUCCAAAUUAUAAAAGGAAAAAAGAUAAAAAGCGCAAACCAUACGGCACAUGGCAACGACGAUCUUACCAAAAAAGGCAACGGAGUCUCACGCUAUCUUCAAGGGGAUCUGAGCCCUCGGAGACCUGGAAGGGUUGGGAGUCAGAACCGGGAGCGUAUAAAUCCCAAUACGAAAUGGAAAGGCGACUGGAGCAGAGUUUACCAGGUUUAAACAACCCCAAUGAGAGAUUGGGCGUUCUGAACUACGACACAAUCAUUAACAAGCACAAGGCUAGAAUCAAUGCCAGCAAGCGUUUGAGUGACGACGAAGAAGAUUUCAAAUUACCUCCAUUACCAAAUGAAGAUGGACCACCAAAAGAAAACCAUGAAAAAGAUGAAGAGGAAUCUGAAAUGAGUAGUCAAAGAGUCCGUCUACCAAAUAUACGCAAAACCUCGAAGGGGGCAUAUCUAUCAUCUGGUAAGCCUAGUAGAAAAAUUAGCAAAAAGGAACAAGAACAGAAUAUUAAAGAAGAAAUUCAGAAAAGAGAGCAAGAAUUAUGGAUAAAAAAAGCAACACAAGAAGAGGGCAGGAAGACAAUCGCAGAGGAGUUCGACAACAAGCCACCAACUGAUUAUAAACUCACUGAGGCUGAUCUACAUCCAAUGUUUAUCCUAGUCAAAGUCCUGGAGAGGGGCCAAUAUUUCGGUGUUCAUAGUGUAAUAGGAACGGAGACUCAGCCGUCCUUCAGUGUGGUUAGUAACGGUGCUGAAUGCAUUAUGAUCUCAAAGAAAUUUUUUAAGGAGAAAUCCUCCGAAGCUGUCAAAAGAAAUCUCGAGGAAUGUGAGAGCCGGUUUCCAUCUGACGAGGCCUUGCAAAAAUCUCUACAAAACUACGUUAACUGGGAGGCAGACAGAAAGAAAAUGUAUCUUAGCGUCGUGAAUGACAAACAGAGGAGGAAAGAAAAACGACGGCAAUAUUUACCACAGUAUACCGGUCAAUAUUGCUUCCGGACAGGCCCAGUAUGA
This is a messenger RNA of Ylistrum balloti, 2013 nucleotides long. RefSeq lists its product as uncharacterized. NCBI's taxonomy places the organism in Eukaryota, Metazoa, Mollusca, Bivalvia, Pectinida, Pectinidae. The coding region runs from base 1 to 2013 and encodes 670 amino acids. The record is from RefSeq and is a predicted model, not a curated record. The transcript is spliced from 18 exons.